AUGUUCCAUCUUUUGGUUCUUAUCACUACAAGGAAAAAGAAAAUUAACCAGGACAAUGGAAUUCUUAAGAUUAAUCGACUACUCUUGGAGGAGGAUAAUGCUUCCGAGAAUCAUAGUUCAGAGUACCAAUCAAUCAUUAAGGAGUUUCGUGCUUUUCUCAGUGACUGCAAGGAUGUGUUAGAUGAGGCAACUACAAUGAAACUAUUAGAAAGUUAUGGCAGAGUUGAUGAAUUGGUAUUUUUUGCUAGCCUAAAAGAACACUAUGAGAUUGUUAUUCACCAUUAUAUUCAGCAAGGAGAAGCAAAGAAAGCAUUGCAAGUUCUUCAGAAGCCUAAUGUUCCUAUAGAACUUCAGUACAAGUUUGCACCAGACCUAAUCAUGCUUGAUGCGUAUGAAACUGUUGAGUCUUGGAUGACUACAAAGAACUUGAACCCGAGAAAGCUCAUUCCAGCAAUGAUGCGUUAUUCAAGUGAACCACAUGCUAAGAAUGAAACCCAUGAAGUAAUUAAGUAUCUGGAAUACUCUGUUCACCGUUUGCUGAAUGAAGAUCCUGGUGUUCACAAUUUGUUGCUCUCAUUGUAUGCAAAGCAGGAGGAUGAGAGUGCUCUUCUGCGUUUUCUCCAGUGCAAGUUUGGUAAAGGACGAACAAAUGGCCCUGAAUUCUUCUAUGAUCCCAAAUAUGCACUGCGCCUCUGCCUGAAGGAGAAGCGGAUGCGUGCCUGUGUUCAUAUAUACAGCAUGAUGUCUAUGCAUGACGAAGCGGUAGCUCUUGCCCUACAGGUUGAUCCAGAGCUUGCCAUGGCCGAAGCGGACAAGGUGGAAGAUGAUGAAGACUUAAGGAAGAAGCUCUGGCUUAUGGUUGCCAAGCAUGUAGUUAAGCAGGAAAAGGGAACAAAAAGGGAGAACAUUCGAAAAGCAAUAGCAUUUCUCAAGGAAACCGACGGGCUCUUGAAGAUUGAGGAUAUAUUACCCUUCUUUCCAGACUUUGCCUUGAUUGAUGAUUUCAAGGAGGCAAUCUGCUCAUCGUUAGAGGAUUACAAUGAGCAAAUCGAAAAACUGAAGCAGGAUAUGAAUGAUGCAACACAUGGGGCAGACAACAUUAGAAAUGAUAUCAGUGCCCUUGCUCAGCGAUAUGCCAUCAUUGAUCGUGAUGAGGAGUGUGGGGUUUGCCGGCGGAAAAUCUUAACUGUGGGUGGGGAUUAUCGGAUGGCUAGGGGUUACGUAUCAGUUGGACCAAUGGCUCCUUUCUACGUCUUUCCAUGUGGACAUGCCUUUCAUGCACAAUGCCUGAUAGCCCACGUGACUAGAUGUACCAACCAAAUUCAAGCGGAAUAUAUACUCGAUCUGCAGAAGCAACUUACUUUACUGGGUAACGAACCUAGGAAGGAAUUAAAUGGUGGCUUAAUUGAAGGGGAACCGAUAAGCAGCAUGACGCCUGCAGAUAAGAUCCGAUCACAGCUGGAUGAUGCCAUAGCUAGUGAAUGCCCAUUUUGUGGCGACUUGAUGAUCCGCGAGAUCUCGUUACCUUUUAUCCUUCCUGAGGAAGCGGACGUGGUUAGUUCAUGGGAGAUCAAGCCACAUAACCCUGGAAGCCAAAAAAGCCUUUCUUUAGCUAUCUAAUCAGUCUCUGCAUAUUGGAAGUUUUCAUCUAAGGAGGUAAAUGUUUGUGCUUAUAGCUAGUUCAUCAUGGCUUUUGUGUUACUAAAUCGGCCUUUAAUUAUAUACAUGGUGACCGAGGAUUUUUAGAUAAAAAAAAAAAAAAAACCCCUCGCCCGGGUGUUGGGGGGUUUUCGUUGGUGGAGUGUGGGUUUCUUGUAUUUGUGUCUUUCAUGCUAUAUGAACCUUUGGUUGUUCGUAGUGAUUUCAUCCUUGUAUCAUUCUUUUUACAACCUCCAAUUCUUUGUUUGUUUAAUUUGAACAUGGACUCGUGUGCAGAUACAAUAGUAAAAUAUGCAUUGAUUUUUAUCAUUGAAUUCCACAAAAGCAC
Ilex paraguariensis (yerba mate) is the source of this 1987-nucleotide messenger RNA. NCBI's taxonomy places the organism in Eukaryota, Viridiplantae, Streptophyta, Magnoliopsida, Aquifoliales, Aquifoliaceae. The record is from the annotation of a GenBank genome assembly.